Prunus persica (peach) is the source of this 507-nucleotide messenger RNA. NCBI's taxonomy places the organism in Eukaryota, Viridiplantae, Streptophyta, Magnoliopsida, Rosales, Rosaceae. The record is from the annotation of a RefSeq genome assembly.
AUGUCUAGAUCUGGGAUAAAUGGAAAUUUUAUUGAUAAAACCUUUUCAAUUGUAGCCAAUAUCUUAUUACGAAUAAUUCCGACAACUUCGGGAGAAAAAGAGGCAUUCACCUAUUACAGAGAUGGUAUGUCGGCUCAAUCCGAAGGAAAUUAUGCGGAAGCUUUACAGAAUUAUUAUGAAGCUAUGCGACUAGAAAUUGAUCCUUAUGAUCGAAGUUAUAUACUCUAUAACAUAGGCCUUAUCCACACAAGUAACGGGGAACAUACGAAAGCUUUGGAAUAUUAUUUUCGGGCCCUAGAGCGAAACCCAUUCUUACCACAAGCUUUUAAUAAUAUGGCCGUUAUCUGUCAUUACCGGGGAGAACAGGCCGUUCAACAAGGGUAUUCCGAAAUUGCGGAGGCUUGGUUCGAUCAAGCCGCCGAGUAUUGGAAACAAGCUAUAGCGCUUACUCCUGGUAAUUAUAUUGAAGCACAGAAUUGGUUGAAGAUUACGAGGCGUUUCGAAUAA